Propithecus coquereli (Coquerel's sifaka) is the source of this 2936-nucleotide messenger RNA. It is a transcript of the gene GGT1, whose product is annotated as gamma-glutamyltransferase 1. Lineage: Eukaryota; Metazoa; Chordata; Mammalia; Primates; Indriidae. Gene Ontology annotation, molecular function: glutathione gamma-glutamate hydrolase. Gene Ontology annotation, biological process: regulation of inflammatory response; peptide modification; regulation of immune system process. The record is from RefSeq and is a predicted model, not a curated record. Gene Ontology annotation, cellular component: plasma membrane. The coding region runs from base 990 to 2780 and encodes 596 amino acids. The transcript is spliced from 14 exons.
ACAGUGAGCGUCCCGUACAGGGGUGGAGGCAGGCCUGGGGAGGUGGCUCUGUACUGGGGGCUGGUCCCACUUGUGGUCUGAAUGCCUCCUGGGGCCAGCUGACCUUGGGCAAAUCGAUUUUGCCUAAGCUUUGGUUUCCUGUCUGUUAAUGGGUUUGGGGCUGUGCCCCAGCUUCACCCUUGUGAUUCUGGGGUUGCUGUGACACAGCCGUCGACCUGGGUUGGAGGAUUAACAGGGGAACUCUGGGCUGGCUGCUCUGCCUAGAUCUUCCUCAUGCUCCCCUCCGCUGAGUCCUGGGAACCUGCCCUGCUCAGAGUCAUGGUCUCUGGGUGGGGCCUCUGUGAGAGGACUGUCUGCCCCACACCCUACGCAGACGCCUUCAACUGCCCCUUGGGGACGCUGGGUGACCCCCGGCUGGCCUCUUGUCCCCUCUGCGACUAGGAGAGCGAGGAGGCUGCCUGGGUGCGGAGUCUCUGGAGAAGAUUCUGCGGCCACAGGCACCUGCAGCGUGUGAGGGAGAUCCCAGUCAUUUCAGCCAAACCCUCCCAUCUUUCACGGCUACCUCCCCAGGCAAGGCUUGGGGCUCCCAUCUGCUGCCACACGGUGAGUCCCAGCCCCAUCCAGCAGGUCUGAUUUCAGGAGAGAACAUCAGGUAUCCCCUUUGAGGGCACCUUGGAAGCUGAACCCCAUGCUCUGGGGGGCCACUCAGGGGAUACCUGGACAGUGCCAGGCUCUGGGCUGAGGUGGGGGACACAGGAGGGAUCAGGCCUGUCCACCCUGGAGCUCCCUGCUAAGCAGUGGAGGCCCGGCCGCUGGAAGGGGCUCGAGAGGUCUGAGGGCUCCCGGGAUGGGCCCUGAAGACAAGCAGGGAGGGCUUGGGAGGGCAGGGAUGGGGCCCGGAGCUCCCAGCAGAGGGCCUGGCCCGGGCAAAGGUCUGGGGGCCGGACAGCCCGCAUGUGUCCUGGGAGGCUGGAAGGAGGCACAGGCCCAUGUUCCCGAGGCUUGACUUUAGACUGUGCCCUGGCGGGGAGGGGCCUGGCCCAGUCCCCGCCCACCCCCGUGGCAGAGCCAUGAAGAAGCGGUUCGUGGUGCUGGGCCUGCUGGCCGUGGUCCUGGUGCUGGUCAUCGUCGGCCUCUGCCUCUGGCUGCCCUCGACCUCCAGAGAAGCCGACCGCCAUGUGUACCCCAGGGCAGCCGUGGCCACAGAUGCCAAGCGCUGCUCGGAGAUUGGGAGGGACAUGCUGCAGGUCGGCGGCUCGGCGGUGGACGCGGCCAUCGCGGCCCUGCUGUGCGUGGGGCUCAUGAACGCCCACAGCAUGGGCAUCGGGGGUGGCCUGUUCCUCACCAUCUAUGACAGCGCCACACGAAAAGCUGAGGUCAUCAAUGCCCGAGAGGUGGCCCCUGGGCUGGCCUCCGCCAGCAUGUUCAACAGCUCGGAGCAGUCUCAGGAGGGCGGGCUGUCAGUGGCGGUUCCCGGGGAGAUCCGCGGCUACGAGCUGGCGCACCGGCGGCACGGGCGGCUGCCCUGGGCUCGCCUCUUCCAGCCCAGCAUCCAGCUGGCCCGCCAGGGCUUCCCCGUGGGCAAGGCCUUGGCCGCAGCCCUGGACAGCAGGCGGGCCGUCAUCGAGAGGCAGCCUGCCCUGUGCGAGGUGUUCUGCCGGGAUGGCAAGGUGCUCCAGGAAGGGGAGACACUGAUCCUGCCGCGGCUGGCCGACACGUACGAGACGCUGGCCCGCGAGGGUGCCCAGGCUUUCUACAAUGGGAGUCUCACGGCACAGAUUGUGAAGGACAUCCAGGCGGCUGGGGGCAUUGUGACGGCCAAGGACCUGAACAACUACCGCGCUGAGCUGAUUGAGCAUCCGGUGAACAUCAGCCUUGGGGACACAGUCCUCUACGUGCCCAGCGCGCCGCUCAGCGGGCCCGUGCUGGCUCUUAUCCUCAACAUCCUCAAAGGGUACAACUUCUCCCGGGAGAGCGUGGAGACACCCAAGCAGAAGGGCCUGACCUACCACCGCAUCGUGGAGGCCUUCCGGUUCGCCUACGCCAAGAGGACCCUGCUGGGGGACCCCAAGUUUGUCGAUAUGACUAAGGUGGUUCUCAACAUGACCUCUGAGUUCUUUGCGGCCCAGCUCCGGGCCCGGAUCUCCGAUGACACCACUCACCCGACCUCCUACUACGAGCCUGAGUUCUACACGCCCAACGAUGGGGGCACCGCCCACCUGUCUGUCGUUGCGGAGGACGGCAGUGCUGUGUCUGCCACCAGCACCAUCAACCUCUACUUUGGCUCCAAGGUGCGCUCCCCAGUCAGCGGGAUCCUGUUCAACGAUGAGAUGGACGACUUCAGCUCUCCCAACAUCACCAACCAGUUUGGGGUUCCUCCUUCACCUGCCAAUUUCAUCGAGCCAGGGAAGCAGCCACUCUCGUCCAUGUGCCCGACCAUCAUGGUGGGCCAGGAUGGUCACGUCCAGAUGGUGGUGGGAGCCUCCGGGGGCACGCAUAUCACCACAGCCACUGCACUGGCCAUCAUCCACAGCCUGUGGUUUGGCUACGACGUGAAGCGGACCGUGGAGGAGCCCCGGCUGCACAACCAGCUUUUGCCCAACAUCACGACGCUGGAGAGAGACAUUGACCAGGCAGUGGUUGCGGCCCUGGAGACCCGGCACCACCAAACCCAGUUCACCUCCACCUUCAUCGCUGUGGUGCAGGCCAUCGUCCGCACGGCCAGCGGCUGGGCAGCUGCCUCGGACUCCAGGAAAGGCGGGGAGCCUGCCGGCUACUGAGUGCUCACGGCAGACAAGCUGCCCAGCAGCCCGGGGACCAGAUGCUCACCAGGCCGGGGGGCGCCCUGUGGGACAUGCUCCCCUGCGAGUGGAGGAGCAGAGCAAUAAAUGGGGCCACCGUGCCGGCUCUGGGCAGCCUUUGUGGUCAGGGUCCCC